Messenger RNA from Gambusia affinis (western mosquitofish), 2144 nucleotides. Its product is annotated as solute carrier family 22 member 7-like. The transcript has 10 exons. Lineage: Eukaryota; Metazoa; Chordata; Actinopteri; Cyprinodontiformes; Poeciliidae. The record is from RefSeq and is a predicted model, not a curated record. Gene Ontology annotation, biological process: transmembrane transport. Gene Ontology annotation, cellular component: membrane. The coding region runs from base 35 to 1651 and encodes 538 amino acids. Gene Ontology annotation, molecular function: transmembrane transporter activity.
UGCACUCUCCAGCACCAAAUCAUCUGUCAGCAAGAUGAAGUUUGAGAACGUGCUUGCAGAAGUUAAUGGCUUUGGCAGAUUUCAGAUCAGGACACUUCUCUUGCUGGUCAUUCCUCGUGUGACUUUGCCAUUUCACUUCCUGCUUAAUAACUUCAUCACGGUGAUUCCUUCUCACCACUGCAACAUCAGUUCCUUAGACGAUGGAGAAAGAUUCAGGAAUUUGUCUCUGGCAGACAAGCUGGUUGCCAGCAUUCCUUUACAGAGUGAUGGGAGCCCGAGCUCGUGUCAGAUGUUUGCAGAGCCUCAGUACCACCUGCUGUAUAACUCUACCAACACCACAGAUCUACCUACGAUCCCAUGCCAGAACGGUUGGGUUUAUGACCACAGCAUCUUUAAAUCGACUCUUGCCACUGAGUGGGACCUGGUUUGUGAUAAGAGAAGUGUGAACAGAGCUACGGCCACCAUCUUCUUCAUGGGGGUUAUGACUGGAGCAGUGGUUUUUGGCUAUCUCAGUGACAGGUUUGGACGGAAAAGAACACUUCUGGUGUCCUACAUAAUGACCACCAUCUUUGGCUUUGCAAGUGCUUUCUCUUAUAACUUUGCCAUGUUUGCUGCCAUGAGAUUUUUCACUGGAUUUGGGAUUUCUGGAAUCAGUAUAGUCUCCAUUGUUCUAUGUGUAGAAUGGGUCGGAAUUGAGCAUCGUACCUCGGUGGGAGUCUUAAUGAGUUUGGACUGGAGUUUUUCAACGAUUCUGUUGCCCGGUGUGGCCUACUUUGUGAAUGACUGGAGAUACCUGACUGCCACUGUGACCAGCCCACUGCUGCUGGCUAUGAUCUGUUGGUGGUGGCUUCCAGAGUCUGCCAGAUGGUUGAUAAGUAAUGGAAAAGUGAAGAGUGCUCAUUUUUACCUGACUAAAUGUGCAAAAUUCAACCGCAGAGAAGAGUUCAUGGCUGACCUAAAGCCUGAGAUUCUCUCCAAAGUAAUUCUUGUUGAGGAUGAAAAUAGAAAAUACUCCUAUAUGGACCUUGUGAAGACUCCCAGAAUGAGACGACUUGCGCUACUAACUGGAAUUGUUUGGUUUGGAGUGGCCUGCAUCUACUAUGGAAUCAGCUUAAAUGUUCCUGGGUUUGGAGUGGACAUUUAUCUCACGCAAUUCAUCUAUGGCGUCACCGAAGUCCCAGCAAAAAUCUUCAUCAUUUUCUUUUUGAACAAAUUAGGCCGAAGAUUGACUCAGGCUGGAACACUUGCUCUCACAGGGCUGUGUUUGUUCUGCAGCAUUUUCAUCCCUCAGAAUUUGUGGACAGUAAGGACAGUUUUUGGAGCUUCAGGCAAGAUGUUUGCAGAAGCAGCUUUUACAACUGUAUUCCUGUAUACAACAGAGCUUUAUCCCACUGUGAUGAGGCAAAACGGACUUGGUUUCAGCUCUUUCACUGCUCGCAUUGGUGUGUCUCUGUCACCCCUGGUGAUGAUUCUUGAGGACAUCUGGUCUUACCUACCAAAUAUCAUUUUUACCUUCGUGGCUUGCGUUGCAGCUCUCUCAGCUUCUUUUCUUCCUGAGACACUAAACGUCCGUCUCCCGGAGACCAUCGAAGACAUUGAGCAGACAAGAAGACGAUCAAUAGCGACAUCUGAUGAGAAAGCGACUCUGUGACUGGUUUUGGGCAUGAAAAACAAAAUGGUCAAUUUCCACUGGAGAAGAAUUGUCUACAAUGUUAAUCUGCUAUGCUAUCACUUCUCUGUUGUUUGAUGAAAUGCUUUGAUGUCUUAAGCAGAACUUUUUUGUGUCUGACACUGAUUAGAGACAGUUAACUAUGUCUUGGUCCGAUGCAAAAAUUAAGUAAUUGUCAUGUAAAUCCUUGACGAAUCUAUAACUUUAAGAUAAAACUACACAUUAAGUGGUGUACAUUAGUAUUGUGACUGUGUCCUCUUAAACUUAUUCACUGACAACAUUGAGACUGCUGCAGUCUCCUGAUGGGAAAAUAAUCAGUCCCAUCAGGAAUGCGUGCAUGUCUGCCUUUUGUCUACAGGAGCUUGUUCAAAUCUGAUCAGACGGUGCCGACAAUUACCUUACAAUCCAUCGUCAGUGAUCCGAUGUCAACUACUGCUCUACAUGAAAAUAAAUGUGUAUCAUCAGAUAUGUGUCA